Molecule: messenger RNA, 2217 nt
Organism: Myxocyprinus asiaticus (Chinese sucker)
Lineage: Eukaryota; Metazoa; Chordata; Actinopteri; Cypriniformes; Catostomidae
Gene: drc1
Product: dynein regulatory complex subunit 1 homolog (Chlamydomonas)
Exons: 16
Coding region: 28-2076 (682 amino acids)
Biological process (GO): axonemal dynein complex assembly; cilium-dependent cell motility; regulation of cilium movement
Cellular component (GO): axoneme; axonemal dynein complex
Source: RefSeq, a predicted model, not a curated record
CUACUGCAAUCAUUAACGCAAUUCAAAAUGGACCAAAACAAGCAUUUUGCAGGCGAUGAGGCAGACGAUCCUGGACCAUCAGUUGAGUCUACAAGCCAAAAGGAGAGAAUUAAAGCCCGUCGCCUUCGCAUAACCGCACGAAAUGAGGCUAAAAAACGACAAGAGCUUGGAGAUUCCUCAGGAAAGGGGGAUAUUAAAGAAGAAGCACGGAAAAGUCAGAAGGAAGUGGAACAAAGUGAGAGGUUUCUGGCUAAAUUAAAAAGUGAUGGCCUAGAGUUGGUGACCAACAUUCAGGUAGCUGCAGACGCCAGAGAGUCAAACAGGAGAACAGAGCAAGAGGAGGCAUUUCGACUGAGGAGAGAAAAGCUGGAGAAUGAGGCCAAGUCCAGCCAGGAGAAGUUUGAGGAGAUCAAUCGCAAAUGGACAGAUGCCAAAAUACCACAAGAUCUGCGAGAUGUUCUGAACAGCCAGCAACAGCUCUGCAACCAGCUCAUAGAGGACAAGCAUAAACUGAUUAAUGAGCUGCAGCAGGAGCUGAAAGCAGGUGAUGAUUGCUAUGUGAAAGACCUGAAAAGGCAGGCGAAGGACAUAGACCUGCUGGUUGAGAGGAUGGAGGAACAGAUCUCAAGUCUAAAGAAAUCAUUCAGAGAGAAGCUGCACCAAAUUGAGAACACAUUUGGUGAUGAGAGGAGAGAUUUGCUAACCAAUAAUAGAAAGAAAUGGGAGCAUCAGAUGAAAGAACGGCGUGAUAAAGAGCUGAAGAACAUGGUGGAGGGUUUAAGUUUAAUGGAGGAGCAUGUGGACUUGCUGCAGAGGCUGAGGGUACAGACAGCUGAAGAAUACAAUGUAGACAAAAUCAGACUGGAUACAGAAGUACAGAAUUUAAGAAAGAAGGUCCAGGAGACAAAGUUUACCUGCCAUCUGAAUCAAGAGAAACUUGAAAACAAAUACAGAGUGCUUAAGAAACGCGAGGAAGAGAAUGCCAUCCUAAAAUCCCAAUUAAAGAGGAAAAUCAUUAGAAUGCAGGAUGUUUUGAACAAUCUGAAGUCUAAAUGCGCAGAACAGGAGAAGCAGUCAAAUGUGGAGAGCCAAUCACUGAGGAACGACAAAGCACGCCUCAAACAACAGUACAAAGACAUGCAGAGAAAAGCAAGACACUUUGCAGCGCUCGAUGCUCAACGUUUUGAAAAGUUAUGGUUGAUGAAUGAAGCUGAGGUAAAGGCCCUGGCCCACAGGGCACUGGACAUAGACCGAAUGAUUCAUGAGCAACAGCUGGGUCUGGCAUGGGUGUCCCCUCCACUCCCCUUCAUGGAGGUAUCUGGACCGAUAGUAAGUAAACAGCAGGCCCUCAGUUCAGCCAGACUAGCAGCUGCAGAAGCCCUGAAAGAAGAGCAGCAGGGGGAGACUAGAGGAAACUUAGUGGAGGGAGCCGAGUGUCUGCAGAACACUGUUGGCCGAGUAGAUAGAAGAACAGUAAAGAAAGUUCUGGAGCUGCUGUGUGACGAGGCGGGGUUUCUUGUAGAGAGUAAACUGCUGAAGCUGUUGUCACAUCUAGAAAAGAAUGAGCAGUCUCUAAUGAAGCUGGAUGCCAUUUUCUCAGCAAUGGGGAUUAACAGUGAAGAGGAUGUGUAUAAAAUGACAGAGUUUUUUAUGAAGUACAGACAGCAAAGCAGAGAACAGAAGGAACAGAGGGAGGAAGGGGAGGCUGACUAUGAGCUGGGAGAAUCAGUGGAAGAGCAAUCUGAUUUCAUUGAUCCCAAUGACCUUCUAGUGGCUCUGAAAGAUUUUACCUCUCAAUACCGCAAAUCCUGUGAGGUUCAGGAUCAGCAGAGCAGUGUUUUGGGGUUGGACAUGAGAGAUGCCUCUGAGGAUGCAGCAUACUGGGAAAGUAUGGCUAAUGUCAUCCCAGAGUCCAAACUCACGCUCUGGAGUGCUCUAGAAACAGCUCUCAACAAGUAUCAUACGGAACUAACUGAAAGGGCUGUGCUACUAGUGGAAACACAGAAUAUAAAACAACAGAAUACUGAGCUCAGGCAGUUGCUCCAUCAGUACACAACCUCCAAAGGUCAGAGCUGAGCUGGAGAUCCCAACCCACUAGGAUGAAGCAGUUCCUUAAAGGUGUAGUUCACCCAAAAAAGAAAUUCUCUCAUUUACUCACCCUCAUGCCGUCCCAGAUAGGUAUUACUUUUUUCUUCUGCUGAACACAAAUUAAGAUUU